AUGCCACCCAAGCGCAAGUCUGAACGCGCUGUGAGCGCAAAUGAGUCUCUUGAAACACCUUCCAAAAGGCUCCGAAACACUGUAGAUGCAACCCCAGUUUCUGCAGCAUCGGCUUCAGUGGUCGAUGCUACACCCCAGACAGGCGAAAAGAGAGGUCGUGGUCGUCCGCGCAAAUACCCCGAGAGCUCGACUCCUAAGCCUGCUUCUGACGCCCCUAAGCGUGGCCGUGGUCGCCCACGGAAGAUUGUUUCUGAGCCAGAACCUGAGGUUGUAGCUCCAGCAGGCCCCAAGAGAGGCCGUGGACGCCCCCGCAAGGACUCAGGCGAUGCGACACCCGUCACACCGAAGAUCAAGAAGAAGGAUGGCCGAGGACGUCCCCGCAAGGACACAGGCGAUGCGACACCUGUCACACCGACGAUCAAGAAGAAGGAUGGCCGUGGAAGACCCCGCAAGAACCCUGUGCCAAAUGGAGAAGCUGAAAUCAUCGAGUCGAAGGUCAAGCCUACGGUCGAUAUCAUCCCUGAAACUGGCCGCUCUUUCUGGUUGAUGAAGGCAGAGCCUGAAUCUCGCCUAGAGAAGGGCAAGGAUGUGAAAUUCUCUAUUGAUGACCUAGCUGCUGCAGAUGCACCCGAGCCUUGGGAUGGUGUGCGCAACCACGUCGCCAAAAAUCUCAUGCGGGAUAUGAAGAAGGGAGACUUUGCAUUCUUUUACCACUCAAACUGCAAAGUACCUGGCGUUGUGGGAGUGAUGGAGAUUGUUCAGGAGCAUUCCACAGAUGAGUCCGCUUUCGAUUCCAAGCACCCAUACUACGACCCGAAGUCCAAGCGAAAUGAUCCCAAGUGGGUUGUCGUCCACGUUGAAUACCGCCGCAGGCUUGGGAAGCAAGUCACACUCCAGGACCUGAAGUCUCAUGGUCAGACCGGAAAGCCGCUCGAGAAUCUUCAAAUGAUUAAGCAAGCCCGGCUUAGCGUGUCUUCUGUGACUCCGGCACAAUGGAAAUACAUACUGGAGCUGGCAGGCGAGGAACCGCAAGAGGAGUUCACCAAGAAGGAGUCCAGUGCCGAGGAGGAAUAG
Penicillium concentricum is the source of this 1074-nucleotide messenger RNA. RefSeq names its product EVE domain-containing protein. NCBI's taxonomy places the organism in Eukaryota, Fungi, Ascomycota, Eurotiomycetes, Eurotiales, Aspergillaceae. Gene Ontology annotation, cellular component: nucleus; chromatin. The coding region runs from base 1 to 1074 and encodes 357 amino acids. The transcript is spliced from 7 exons. The record is from RefSeq and is a predicted model, not a curated record. Gene Ontology annotation, biological process: regulation of DNA-templated transcription. Gene Ontology annotation, molecular function: DNA binding.